ACGGACACGCAUUUUCUUCUAUUUUCUUGAGUUUCGUAGCUGAACUGAAAAUUACUGAGCUUGAAAAUGAACACAUCAUCUAUGUCUAUACAAGCAUCACUUCCCCAUGAUAUUGCCCUCAAAAUUGCUUCUUCCCUUCAGGUAGCUGAUCUUUGCUCGUUGGGGAGUUGCUCUCAGUUUUGGUGGGAGUUAUGUGGUUCUGAUUAUAUAUGGGAGUCUCUUUGUAGAGAAAGAUGGCCUGCUCUUUCUCUGGAGAUUGAGGAAUCUUCAUCUUAUGACAACCAGACUCAUGAGGAAUGGAGAGUUUUUUAUAUAAGGAAGCACAAUGAAGUAGCAGGAAAAGCAGCAGGUUUGAUCGAGUUUGUUGACCGCUGUUUGGCGUUUGAGUCCAUUGAGGUUGGGCAUUAUCUAAAAGCAGUUAGAGAACUGGAUUCAAUGCAGUUUGGAUUUGAAGAUGUUCAAACAUUCUUCCUUAAAUCCAAGCACAAUGUGCUGCUGAACUUGAUUGGUUUGCACUACUGCAUUAUCUGGCUUGGUUUGCCGGGUGAGUGUGUCAUGGAAGUCCUAAGCAACUGCAAUAUUUCACAAAGGCAAGUACGUGUACAAUGGUGGAAGCUCGGGAGGUGGUUUUAUGGCUUUCGCUUGCGCGAUGAAUUACACACACGUACUGUCUCUUUAGAAGAUCUUGCAACAGGGAAGGAGGAAGAAGUUCUCGGGGUACUUCACCGAGGUGCAGUACACGAGGUGAUACGCGUUCAGAUCUCAGCUGCUAAACCUGCAUACACAUCCUGGUCAUUCCAAAGUGCACAAGACCCAAACUAGUAAAAGGUUAUUGUAUAUCAUGUAUAUAUCGGUUGUAAGUAAUUCACCUAUACUUCUGCAUAAGAUAAAAAUGAAAAAUUGUAAACACUCAAAGUUUACUUGCAAUGUAUCCUUUUAUAUUUAUGUUCUUGUAAAUAACAAAAUCUCACAGGGGAAGAAGCCUGUGUUAAUUGUAAAAUUGAUGAUUGUCGCGUGUAAAAAGCUGCAAUGUUGCAUUGUUUGUAUGAGUGAUGAUGUUAUCCCA
Nicotiana attenuata is the source of this 1066-nucleotide messenger RNA. RefSeq lists its product as uncharacterized. Gene Ontology annotation, biological process: SCF-dependent proteasomal ubiquitin-dependent protein catabolic process; protein polyubiquitination. The record is from RefSeq and is a predicted model, not a curated record. NCBI's taxonomy places the organism in Eukaryota, Viridiplantae, Streptophyta, Magnoliopsida, Solanales, Solanaceae. The transcript is spliced from 4 exons. Gene Ontology annotation, molecular function: protein binding. Gene Ontology annotation, cellular component: SCF ubiquitin ligase complex. Bases 67 to 822 code for a protein of 251 amino acids.